Messenger RNA from Stegastes partitus (bicolor damselfish), 2496 nucleotides. RefSeq names its product protein kinase D1 (gene prkd1). NCBI's taxonomy places the organism in Eukaryota, Metazoa, Chordata, Actinopteri, Pomacentridae. Gene Ontology annotation, molecular function: ATP binding; protein serine/threonine kinase activity. The transcript has 19 exons. The record is from RefSeq and is a predicted model, not a curated record. Gene Ontology annotation, biological process: protein phosphorylation; phospholipase C-activating G protein-coupled receptor signaling pathway; intracellular signal transduction. Gene Ontology annotation, cellular component: cytosol. Bases 1 to 2496 code for a protein of 831 amino acids.
AUGAGUGCGCCUCCGCUGAUCCGUGCGCCCAGCCCGCUGCCGUUCUCACCGGGGACCGGCGGCUCCGGCUCCGGCUCCGGCACCGGGGGAGGCGGCGGCGGCACCGGGGGAGGGAACGGAGGCGGCGUGAUCUCCUUCCACAUCCAGAUCGGUCUGAGCCGGGAACCGGUGCUGCUGGACGCCGCGGAGCUCAGCCUGAGCCAGGUCCGGGAGGUGGCGUGCUCCAUCGUGGACCAGAAGCUCCCAGAGUGCGGUUUCUACGGGAUGUACGAGAAGAUCCUGCUGUUCCGCCAUGACCAGACGUCUGACAACGUUCUGCAGCUGCUGCGUUCUGCUGCUCAGAUCCAGGAGGGAGAUCUGGUGGAGGCCGUGCUGUCAGCUUCAGCCACAGUGGAGGACUUCCAGAUCCGUCCACACUGCCUGUUUGUCCACUCGUACCGAGCUCCAGCCUUCUGCGACCACUGUGGGGAGAUGCUGUGGGGACUCGUGCGACAAGGACUCAAAUGUGAAGGUUGUGGCCUGAAUUAUCACAAGCGCUGUGCCUUUAAGAUCCCCAACAACUGCAGCGGCGUGAGGAGGCGCCGGCCGUCCAACGUCUCCCUCACCGGCGGCAUCAUCAACAUGGGUCGCCCUCUUUCUGCCGAGCCGUCGCCUCCACACUACACCGAUGAUGCUUUGCUGUCUCCAGUCAGCCCCAGUAUGGAGCAGAAGAAUCAAUUGGACUACUUUCCCGGCAGGGAGCGGCGUUCCAGCUCCCAGUCGUACAUCGGCCGUCCCAUUGAGCUGGACAAGAUCUUACUGUCGAAGGUCAAAGUUCCUCACACCUUCCUGAUCCACUCGUACACCCGACCGACCGUCUGCCAGCACUGCAAGAAGCUGCUGAAAGGCCUCUUCAGACAGGGCCUGCAGUGCAAAGAUUGUAAAUUUAAUUGUCAUAAACGAUGUGCUCCAAAAGUGCCAAACAACUGCCUGGGAGAAGUUUCCAAAAACGGAGAGCUCCUGAGCCCGGGGGCGGAGUCAGAUGUUGUCAUGGUGGAGGGUUGCCUCGACGACCACGACGUCGACAGGGGGGGCGGCCUGAUGGACGACAUGGACGACGCUCUGACAUCAGAGGGGGGUCUGCUGCUGGAGGCGGGGACAAGCGACCUCUGUGACCUGCACGACCCCGACCUGGACGAAUCCAACCGCGCCAUCAGCCCGUCCACCAGUAACAACAUCCCGCUGAUGCGAGUGGUCCAGUCUGUCAAACACACCAAGAGGAAGAGCAGCAACGUGAUGAAGGAGGGCUGGAUGGUCCACUACACCAGCAAGGACACUCUGAGGAAGAGACAUUACUGGCGGUUGGACAGUAAAUGCAUCACGUUGUUCCAGAACGACACGGGCAGUAAAUACUACAAGGAGAUCCCUCUGUCCGAGAUCUUGUCCCUGGAGCCGGCCCAGACCUUCUCUCUGCUGCCCGAUGGAGCCAACCCUCACUGCUUCGAGAUCGCCACGGCGACGCUGGUCUAUUACGUUGGAGAGAAUCUGCAGAGAUCUGAUUCGUCGGUGACAAGCAGCAGCAUCCUGGUCAGCGGUGUCGGUCCGGACGUGGCCCGGAUGUGGGAGAUGGCGAUCCAACACGCUCUGAUGCCGGCGGUGUCCACUGGCGUCUGUCACAGUUCCCAUCGCAGCGGACACAAGGAGGUUUCCGUCAGCAUCUCCGUCUCCAACUGCCAGAUCCAGGAGAACGUGGACAUCAACUCGGUGUACCAGAUCUUCCCCGACGAGGUUCUGGGAUCAGGACAGUUUGGCAUCGUGUACGGAGGGAAACACAGGAAGUCCGGCAGAGACGUCGCCAUCAAGAUCAUCGACAAGCUGAGAUUCCCCACGAAACAGGAGAGUCAGCUCCGCAACGAGGUGGCAAUACUGCAGAGCCUGCACCACCCCGGGGUGGUCAACCUGGACUGCAUGUUUGAGACUCCGGAGCGAGUGUUUGUGGUGAUGGAGAAGCUCCAUGGAGACAUGCUGGAGAUGAUCCUGUCCAGUGAGAAGGGCCGACUGCCGGAGAGGAUCACCAAGUUCCUGGUCACGCAGAUCCUGGUGGCUUUACGUCAUCUGCACUUCAAGAACAUCGUCCACUGCGAUCUGAAACCUGAGAACGUCCUGCUGGCGUCUGCAGACUCUUUUCCACAGGUACUGAUGUCCAUCGACCUGAUCAACAACCUGCUGCAGGUGAAGAUGAGGAAGCGCUACAGCGUGGACAAGACGCUCAGCCACCCCUGGCUCCAGGACUACCAGAUGUGGCUGGACCUGAGGAACCUGGAGUCUCGUAUGAACGAGCGCUACAUCACCCACGAGAGCGAUGACCUGCGCUGGCACCACCACGCCCAGCUCAGCGGCCUCGACUACCCGUCGCACCUCGCCAACGGUCCCCGCGGCGACGGGCCCGGCGUGGAGCGCUACCAGGAGCAGGAGGAGGAGCUGGAGACGCUCAGCGAGAGGGUCAGCGAGCUGUGA